AAUAAUCCCACACACUCUUUGUUUUCUCACAUUUUCCGACAAGAUGAAUAUUGUAGCCAAUCAAUCUUUUUUAAGCUUUGCUUCUAUUAUUUUAUUGCUGAGCUCCAUUGCCAUUGUGGGUGAAGCUCGUGAUCCUUUCAAUACCCUGAUGCCCCAAAAUUUUGCAGGUGGAAGGGUUUCUAAUAUCUUUGAUGUUGGCUUGUACCUUGGAGCAAUCAAAGAGGCGGGCCCGAGUAGUGGUGAGGGACAUAGGUUCACCGGUAGUCACACCAUCGGAGGCAUUAAGAACGGCGGCCCAAGCAUUGCUGAGGGACAAAAGUUACGUAAUGGUUUGGCUCUUGGAGGUUUAAAGGACUCCGGCCUGCGCCCUGGUGUAGGAAACAAGUUUACAGACGAAGGUCCGAGCCCUGGAGUAGGAAAUAAGUUAAUUGAUAGCCGAACUAUUGGUGGCAUCAAGGACUCCGGACCAAGCCCUGGAACGGGAAAUAAGUUUACCGACUCCGGACCAAGCCCUGGAACGGGAAAUAAGUUUACCGACUCCGGUCCAAGCCCUGGAACGGGAAAUAAGUUUACUGACUCCGGACCAAGCCCUGGAACGGGAAAUAAGUUUACUGACUCCGGUCCAAGCCCUGGAACGGGAAAUAGGUUUACCGACUCCGGCCCGAGCCCUGGUGUUGGAAACAAAUAAGUAUAUAGCUGGCACUCUUUCUAGUCAUUGGAGAUAACACUUAGAGAUGAAAAAGUUUCUUAAGGCUUAGACUAUUCCUGACAAAAAUUUCGUAAGAAGCUAAGGAAACAAGUUCACUUUUAGCCAAACAAUAAGAUUUUUUUAUACUAUAAAGUUCAUUUUUUAAAGUUUAUUAUAGAUUUGUAUUUAAUGUAUUCACGGUAUAUAAUUUCAUACAUUAUUAGUGAAUGAAAUAAAGUAAGAUAAAUUUAAUUUUAGAAUUUUUUUUAAUGAUGGUUUAAAGAUAAA
Molecule: messenger RNA, 976 nt
Organism: Gossypium raimondii (Peruvian cotton)
Lineage: Eukaryota; Viridiplantae; Streptophyta; Magnoliopsida; Malvales; Malvaceae
Exons: 1
Coding region: 44-688 (214 amino acids)
Biological process (GO): regulation of developmental process; innate immune response
Source: RefSeq, a predicted model, not a curated record